This is a messenger RNA of Setaria italica (foxtail millet), 1969 nucleotides long. Its product is annotated as probable E3 ubiquitin-protein ligase XBOS36. The coding region runs from base 312 to 1565 and encodes 417 amino acids. The record is from RefSeq and is a predicted model, not a curated record. The transcript has 8 exons. NCBI's taxonomy places the organism in Eukaryota, Viridiplantae, Streptophyta, Magnoliopsida, Poales, Poaceae. Gene Ontology annotation, molecular function: protein binding.
UGGGAGAAAAAUCUCUCGUCAGCCAUUGGCCGGCACCUGGAGCAGAGAGUGUAUAAGACCUGAAGAAGCGUGUAGCUCAACAAGAGAUCGAAUCGCUAGCUUUUGCCAACGACCAAGAGCUAGCACCUCACGUUUCUAGCGUGAGCUAGCCGUCGUCCUACGACAGCAACCAAGCCAAGCCAAGCGGAAGCCUCUCCCUUGCAAGCUGCAACUACUCGAGCUAAUAACCGGCGAGGAGGUAGCUCGGAAAGAAGCUGCGUGGCGGCGGCGCGGCCAGCCGGCGACGGGCGGCGCGAUCGAUCGAGCGGCGCAUGGGCAACGCCCUUGGGUGCGCCGGGCUCGGCGAGCGGCUGGCGGCCGCCGCGAGGGACGGUGACGGCGCGGAGGUGCGGCGGCUGCUGGAGGCGAACCCGGGGCUCGCGCGCUGCGCCGCCUUCGGCAGCCUCAACUCGCCGCUCCACCUCGCCGCCGCCAAAGGGCACCACGAGAUCGCCGCGUUGCUGCUGGAGAACGGAGCUGACGUGAAUGCCCGGAACAUCUACGGACAGACAGCGUUGAUGCAAGCCUGUCGGUUCGGCCACUGGGAGGUGGUUCAGACGCUGCUGGUUUUCAGAUGCAACGUGUCGAAGGCCGACAGCCUCAGCAGCCGCACGGCGCUGCACGCCGCGGCGGCCGGCGGCCACGUCAAGUGCGCCAGGCUGCUGCUGGCCGCCGCCGCCGCGGCCGGCGGCGGCAGGUUCGUGAACAGGGCGGCCAGCGGCGGCGUGACGGCGCUGCACCUAGCGGCGCUGCACGGGCACGUGGACUGCGUGCACCUGCUCAUCGACGAGCACGCCGACCUCGCCGCGCAGACGCUCCCCUGCGUCGCGGCGCCGAUGGGGUCCAUCGGCGCCGGGAGCACCCCGCUGCACUACGCCGCCGCGGGCGGCGAGGUCAAGUGCUGCCAGAUUCUUGUGUCGCGAGGCGCCGACAGAACGGCCGUCAACUGCAACGGGUGGCUCCCGGUUGAUGUGGCGAGGACAUGGGGCUGCCACUGGUUGGAGCACGUGCUGUCGCCGAAGUCGCACCUGCCGAUCCCCAAGUUCCCGCCGUCCGGCUACCUCUCCUCGCCGCUCCCCAGCGUUCUAACCCUCGCAAGGGAUUGUGGCCUGGUUCUGAACACGUCGUCAGAGUUCUCAGACGGCGGCGUCGACGAAAGCGACGCCUGCGCUGUCUGCCUAGAACGACCCUGCAACGUUGCAGCCGAAGUGUGUGGGCACGAGCUGUGCGUGAAGUGCGCGCUGGACCUGUGCUCGGUGAUCAAGUCCUACGACGUGCCGGGGAUCGCCGGCAGCAUCCCGUGCCCGCUCUGCCGGAGCGGCAUCGCCUCGUUCAGGAAGCGGGCGGCCUCGGAAGCGGAGGACGAGGAGCUCGAGCCUGACCUCAACUCCGCCUGCUCCGGCGGCAGCCACUACAAGAGCGCCGGCGAGCACACGGCGUCGUCCAGCCCGGAGAAGAAACGGAGCACGGAUUCUGAUCAGGGCAUCAUCCUUCCCCUCUACUCUCCUCCCGCCGUCUUGUCCUGAACUCCUGAUCAGGAUCGCAUUGCAUUGCAGCUGUCGAUGCGUGUUAGCAGAUGCAGAGGAGCUGCAUCACCAUUAGAAAAUGUGCAGUAUUAUGCAAGUACAGGUACGUAGAUGCACAGAGACAGACAGAUUUGUUUGAUUUUACUUUACGUUGGCUCUGCUAAUCGAUGGCAUUUGAAGAUCAUUUUAUGGUGGUGUAUAUGGGAUUGGUGUAACAUGUACGUCUGAUUGGUUUAUUGUAGAGUGGUUGUAGAAAGAAAAACAAACAUUCUUUGUUGUAAAGGUUGUUUGCUUUCUAAUGGCGUCCAAGGUGCGUUAUUAGGAGCUGAUUGGGAGGAUUUCUUCCAAAACGGUUUCGUUAGUGAAGCCACAAUCGGUAAAGUAAAAAAAUGGUGGUUUCACUA